CUCGGCCCAGCCAGGGGUGCUCCGCUGGCGCGGCGGGUCGCGUUCACACGCGCCGCCUCUCCCGUGUGCUGCCUUCACGUGUGAAGCGGCCGUCCCGGCAGCGGCAAACGCUUGCUCGCGAGCAGCCGCCGCCGCCGCCGCCUCCCCGGGACCGGGCAUGAUCCGCCGCCUCGGGCCGCCGAGCGCGCUGAGCCACCGCGGCAGCCUCCACCGCAGGCCGGGGCUCCUCCACCCACAGGGCGCCGCGGAGCCCCCGGCCGUGGCGAUGCCGCCCGGGUGGCUGCUGCAGAAGAGCCGCCGCCGCUGCUGCCCCAGGGCGCUGCUCAGCUGCAGGAAGAAGCACAAGAUGGAGGAGGAGGAGGAAGAGCCCGACGACUGUCCGGUGGGCAAGAAGAGGAUGACGGAAGCCGCGCUGGGUGCGGAGCGAGAGUGGGUCCUGCCCGAGAGCCAGGGUGCCCCUUCCCAGAGCCUGGAUCGCCUCCCCGGCCCGCUGGAGACGCCCUGUGAAGAAAUGGAGCAGGCCACGGGGGAAGCGCCGGGGGAGGCCGCCCACAGGAGGCUGCAGGAGAUCGAGGAGAGAAUCAUCGACGACGAUGACGACGGUGAGGAAUUGCUUGCAGAGGGGAGCGUGAGCAACGUGCCCACCCUUAUACUCUCCGACACGCUGAAAACCGGGCUGAAAAGGGAUUACCAGGAAGUUCUGACAAAGAAAAUAAUUGAGUCCAUGAGCCGUCCCUCCAUGGAGCUGGUGUUGUGGAAGCCUCUCCCGGAGUUCCUCACUGAAAGAGCGACGUCUGCUUCUGUUAAGAACUUCAAGCCGGGAGGCGCAGAACGGAGCCUCGCCAAGCUAGCAGCCCUCAACUCUGCCUUCCGCUCCCAGACAUUCCCUGAGCAGCGUCAACAAGCAGAGAUGCCUUCGCCUCCCCUCUAUGGUGCUGAGGGACUCAAUGAGGGGGCAGACGAGGAGAUGGAGUUGUAGGAGGGAAAGCUAGAGAGAUGCAAUUCCUUGCUUUUGAUCCUCCAGUCAUGCUGUGAUUGCAGGGGUAUGUGUAAGUGUGUGCGCACACGCUGUUCUUGGAGUGCUAACCAUAAAAACCCAGAGUGGAUUGUUGCAGGUCUGAGACAUGGGGAGGAAAAAAGAGCCCCUGAAAACAAGUGUGUGGCAGCUGAAGAUUGUGUGUGGUUGCCUGUGACUUUUCUUUGUUGCCUUUUUCUAGAGUAACAUUCUGGGUCUGGUUGUGUUUUCACUCUUUGUGUCCGCUGUGCCACAACUCUUGUGUUGUGCCCGGGGGCCUGGGACCCUUGGAAAUAAGAAUUCCAACGCUACACCUUGUUCUGCCUGGAGUGGAUUUUGGACUGCUUUAAAAGGAGAGGAGGGGUCUUAGCGGUUCAUAGCCCCUUAAACCUUGGGCUUGGCCUGGCCCGAAGGGCAGGGGAGGGCAUUGCAGCUCUCGCUGUUCCAACUUCUGGCACAAAGUGCCCAACCCAGCAGAGCGAGCCAAAACUUCAUUUAGACACACAGACCAGGAAGAGCAGGGCUUACCAUCUUCUAAACAGCAAGGAGCUGGGAGGACUUGCUUGGGAAGCGGAUGACAGGUAAGCGAAUGUAAUGUGAAUUGGCUGGAGGAAUUAGCACUUUGGCCAAGAGCCGCCUGAGCCCUACGUGCCCUCUGGUGCUGCUCAGGCUUUCAGAGGGCCUAUCGCAGAGCAGGGGCCACUCUAUUGUGGCUGUGGUGUGUCCCUGAAGAGGAAGGAGGUAUCUCUGGCUGCUGCUUUGAGCCCACUGGAGGCACGAUUAGAAACACAGACAUGGAGGGAGUGCAGACGUGUGUCCAAAGGCUCACUAGGAAAUGGCUUUUCUCAGGAAAAGCACAAGAUCCCGGAAUAGGCCUUCCAUAAAUCUGGACUUGCCCAGAAGGGGCGACAUCAGCAGAGCUUGCUCCGGAGAUCCACACCAGUUUUUCUUGUUCUGUUUCACUUACCUGAGAGGAGGUGCUCCAGAGACCCUUGAGGUUUUCUGUCUUACAUUCUGUUGCCCCAUUUUCUGCUGGUGUGAUUAUUAUUAUUUUAUUAUAUUUUCCCUCCUUGUCCUCCAUCAUAUGGGAAAUGAGCCUUCAUAGCUAAUAUGCAAUUUUUUCUACUUUGAUAUUGGAUGGAUCUUCAAAGUACUAUGAAAAUCUGGAAGAAAACCUUGUGUAAUGUUUACACCUUGAUUUUGAUCUUUGGCAAAGGUUCCUGUUUGCUUUUGUUCCUGAAUAACCGUGUUUUCUGCCAUGCAGCUGGUAAUCGCCUAUUCUUUUAACUUGCCAGUUAAACAAACCAGCUCUGACACAGUCCAGCCAGGAUGGUGUGUACUUGGCUCAGCUCCUGCCCUCCAGAAGCAACUCUUAAGGUGUUGGAAGACUGAGAUCAAGGCUUGGUCUGUCCUAGAGAGGGCCAGGCUGACACUUCCAUGGCUCACAUGCUGGGAGGAUAGCAGAGCCCAAGUGUCUGGCCUUAGUGUUGGAUCAGAUCCAUGUCCUCAAGAAUCGGGAGCAUCAGGCUGUGCCCUUUUCUAACAAGGCCGCUGCGGCUUAUUUCGGCGAAGCUUCAUUUUGUGAACAGUGACCUUGGUGAGGAAAAGGAGGAUGUUUCCAGUUCCCCAAGUCAACGCAUCCAAUCCCCUCCGUUUUCCCCACUGCAUACUUACAGCCAGUUUGAUUUGAAGCCAGGAAGGCCAGCCCUUGCUUGAUCCUGCCUGGUCUUUCUAGGGAAUAUUUAAACACCUGAGUUAUCGCUCAAGCCUAUUUGAAUUUUUUUUAAAAAAACGAAAUGUUUGAGUGGUGGAUGGGUGAGUAAUUUGCCAGUUUGAUUUUGUAAUUGAGGCUUGCCUCAGCUUCCUCACAGGAACAUGGAUAGCUCAGAAGAGGAAGUUCUGGGAAAGUUUUUGCUGGGCCGUUAGUUUGAAAUAAGCAACAUUAGAUUGUGUGGUCUGUCUUCUGUUGGACCAAAUCACAAUUUAUAUGUCAAAUAAACUUUUUUUUUAAUGUUUGUAGAA
Messenger RNA from Elgaria multicarinata webbii, 3037 nucleotides. It is a transcript of the gene CCDC117, whose product is annotated as coiled-coil domain containing 117. The transcript is spliced from 5 exons. NCBI's taxonomy places the organism in Eukaryota, Metazoa, Chordata, Lepidosauria, Squamata, Anguidae. The coding region runs from base 158 to 979 and encodes 273 amino acids. The record is from RefSeq and is a predicted model, not a curated record.